UUCUAAAUUACUAUAUGUUGAGCAGAUGUCUAAAUUUUAGAAGCAUAGAAAACAAAUGUAUUUCUUUUUAAAACAAUAAGAUAGUAGACGCCAAUAAUGCAUGUCCAAACUCGUCAUUUUCUUUGUGGAGGACGAGUGUUACAGCUUUUUCAUUGACGAUCUUUGUGUUAGGUCAGCUGACUGAGGAAUUUCGGAGUUACGAAAACAAUAGAGAAGCGUAGUGUUACAAACACGGUGCAGUCUCGUGUUUAUCGUAAAUUUAAAACCCUUUCAUAUAUACGAUUAAUGACUGAGGUGAAUGAAAAUAUUAUGAUCGGCGAUGGAUCCUGGAACAGCAACAGCGCCCGUGAACAACGAUUGUGAGACAGAGACAAGUUCAUUCGGGAGCUGGUGGCCUUCGUGGCGUCCGACCUCCAUGUCCAUUUUGAAGACCACAGAGUCCAAGAUUCUUGCCUGUAUCCAGAAUAACCUAUGGGCCAGAUUUGUAACCUUAUCCAACCAGGAUCGUAUAUGGACUCUGAGCCUGACCAAUAAGGAGGCUCCUAAACCUAAACCUGCAACCUCUAAGACUCCACUGGUGAUGGUCCACGGGUUUGGAGGUGGAGUUGGACUCUGGAUCAGAAACCUUGACGCACUGAGCCGAUCGAGGCCCGUCCACGCCUUCGACCUUUUGGGCUUUGGCCGUAGCUCCAGGCCUUCCUUUCCCUCGGAUGCUGCCAAAGCAGAGGAGCAGUUUGUCAACUCCAUUGAACAGUGGAGAGAGUCUGUAGGCCUGGAUCGCAUGAUUCUGCUGGGCCAUAGCCUGGGGGGCUACCUCGCCACAUCCUACGCCAUCCAGUACCCUUCUAGAGUGUCUCAUCUAAUCUUGGUUGACCCAUGGGGUUUUCCUGAGCGACCUCAGACAAAGAACCAGGAGAGCCAAGGUCAGGGGGCGGAGGUGGUGAAGAGGCCAUCGCCUCCACGCUGGAUUAAAGCUAUUGCAAUGGUGGUUUCCUACUUUAAUCCACUGGCUGUCAUCAGAGCUGCGGGGCCGUGGGGUCCUGGCUUGGUGAACAGAUUCCGUCCUGAUUUCAAAAGGAAGUUUGAAGACCUUUUUGACGAUGACACCAUGACGCAGUACAUCUAUCACUGUAACGCACAGAAUCCGAGCGGUGAGGUGGGCUUCCGGGCCAUGUCCGAGUCUCUGGGCUGGGCUAAGAGGCCCAUGCUGCAGCGGGUUCACCUGCUGCCUUCCUCCAUGCCCGUCACCAUGCUCUACGGAGAAUACUCCUGGGUGGACAGUUCAUCUGGAGAGAGAGUAAUCCAGAUUAGGAACCCAGCCUUCACCAAACUGAUGCUGAUACAGAAAGCCUCUCACCACGUUUAUGCUGAUCAACCAGAAGAGUUCAACAGAGCGGUGGAAAAUAUAUGUCGCUCUGUUAACUGACCGUCUUAGUGUGUAUGUGUAUAUGGUUGUAUGUCAAAGACACUAUAAAGAAAAUGGUCAUAGCUAGUCCAUUGUGAACUAUGAUUUUCAAAUCAACUGCGGUAGUACAUGUAUGACUUUUGUAUUUAUUGCACCAGUUUAUUUAUAGCCCAAUGAAAUGUGUUCAGUAGUGUGACCAUGCAGAAUUGUUUUUUUGUCUUAAAAUAAUUUACGUUUGCACAUUUCACCAGUGCCUCACAUUAAAAUAGAUAGAUGUACUUUAUUGAUCCCAUGACAUUACAGUAGCAUUCGCACUGAACUGUUAUUUACAUUUAUAUUGUUGGAAAUAAUAAAAUGUUUUUGUUUUUUUUUA
Molecule: messenger RNA, 1778 nt
Organism: Cynoglossus semilaevis (tongue sole)
Lineage: Eukaryota; Metazoa; Chordata; Actinopteri; Pleuronectiformes; Cynoglossidae
Gene: abhd4
Product: abhydrolase domain containing 4, N-acyl phospholipase B
Exons: 8
Coding region: 320-1426 (368 amino acids)
Biological process (GO): phosphatidic acid biosynthetic process; lipid homeostasis
Cellular component (GO): lipid droplet; mitochondrion
Molecular function (GO): lysophosphatidic acid acyltransferase activity; phosphatidylcholine lysophospholipase A1 activity
Source: RefSeq, a predicted model, not a curated record